Diabrotica virgifera virgifera (western corn rootworm) is the source of this 4344-nucleotide messenger RNA. RefSeq names its product xanthine dehydrogenase (gene ry). Bases 180 to 4226 code for a protein of 1348 amino acids. Gene Ontology annotation, molecular function: FAD binding; xanthine dehydrogenase activity; molybdopterin cofactor binding. The transcript has 12 exons. The record is from RefSeq and is a predicted model, not a curated record. NCBI's taxonomy places the organism in Eukaryota, Metazoa, Arthropoda, Insecta, Coleoptera, Chrysomelidae.
GAAUUUAAACCGAUAACAAAUAAUAUUUCCAUCGUGUUUGAUGUAUUAAGUAUAUGUUGUGAAAGGUCGCGUGCAUGAUAAAAACGAUUUCUAAGCGGUAAUAUAGUUAUUGUUAAUUUUUUGUUGAAGCGUGUGAGACAGUUUUGUGAGCGAGUUUGAAAAAAGCUUUAUAUGAAGACAUGGUGAUGCAAGUUGAUUCAAAUAGUACCUUAGUGUUUUACGUGAAUGGAAAAAAGAUUGUAGAAGAAAAUGUGGAUCCUGAAUGGACAUUAUUGUAUUACUUAAGAAACCAAUUAAGAUUGUGUGGAACCAAACUAGGAUGUGGAGAAGGAGGAUGUGGGGCUUGUACGGUGAUGGUAUCCAAAUUUGAUAGAGAAAAGAACAAAGUAGUUCACCUACCAGUAAAUGCCUGUUUAGCCCCAAUAUGUUCAAUGCACGGUCUAGCAGUAACUACAGUCGAAGGAAUCGGCUCUACCAAAACCAAGCUACAUCCAGUCCAGGAAAGAAUAGCUAAAUCUCAUGGUUCACAAUGUGGUUUUUGUACACCCGGUAUAGUUAUGUCAAUGUACACGUUACUUAGGAACUCUCCGAAACCAUCUAUGAAAGAUCUGGAAGUAGCGUUUCAAGGAAAUCUUUGCAGAUGUACUGGAUACAGGCCCAUCAUAGAAGGUUAUAAAACAUUUACUGAAGAAUGGGAAUUGAUACAGACUGGCAAUAAACUUAAUGGAGUCAAUGGUACUAAUGGAUGCGGAAUGGGAGAUAAGUGUUGUAAACUACAAAAAGGUAUUAACGGGAAACAUGAAGACGACGAAGUUCUUUUCAAUCCCAGUGAAUUUACCCCCUACCAUCCUUCACAAGAGCCUAUUUUUCCGCCAGAACUAAAACUGAACGACACUUACGAUAAACAAAAUUUAGUUUUUAAAGGCGCAAACACUACUUGGUACAGGCCUACAAAAUUAAGUGAACUUCUCGACUUAAAGCAAAAAUUUCCGAAUGCCAAGCUAGUAGUGGGCAAUACAGAAGUUGGUGUUGAAGUAAAAUUCAAACAUAUGGUUUACCCAGAUAUAAUCCAACCAGUACAAAUACCAGAACUGACAUCGAUAGAACAAACUCCUAAAGGUGUAAAAAUCGGAGCGUCUGCGACUUUAGUUGAUAUCGAAAAUUAUCUUCAGAAGCAGAUAAACGAGCAACAAGAACACAAAACAAAGAUAUUUAAAGCUGUAAUCCAAAUGAUGAAUUGGUUUGCUGGCAAACAAAUUCGUAGUGUGGGUGCUUUGGGCAGCAACAUAAUGACAGGAAGUCCAAUAUCGGAUAUGAUUCCUAUUUUGAUGGCAGCCAAAGCAAAGUUGGAACUGUUUAGCAAUGAUGGAUCAAGAACAGUUACUUUAGAUAAUAACUUCUUUGUAGGUUAUAGAAAAAGUAUCGUAAAACCGGAAGAAAUAUUAUUAAGUAUAUUAAUACCAUACACACAAGAAAAUCAGUAUUUUGAAGCUUACAAGCAAGCUAGACGACGAGAGGAUGAUAUAGCGAUAGUUAAUGAAGCAGUGAAUGUUACUUUUAAACCACAGACUGAUAUUAUUAAAGAUAUAAGUUUUGGCAUAGGUGGUAUGUCAUUCAAGACAGUAUCGGCACCUAAGACUGAAGCAAAACUCAUAGGAUUAUCUUGGAAUAAGACGAUGUUGGAUACAGCGUUCAACAGCUUAUUAGAAGAUCUUCCGUUAGAUGCAGGUGCACCUGGUGGAAUGAUCUCCUACAGAAAAGCGCUGCCGUUGAGUUUGUUCUUUAAAGCGUACUUGAGCAUUUCCCAAGAUCUUCAGAAGGUUCUUCCGCAUAUUAAAAUUGAUAAAAGGGAGAUUAGUGGAGCAUCAGGUUUCUCCACACAUGAGUACAAAAGUUCGCAAUAUUUUAGAGUAGUACCCGAAACACAAGAAAAAACUAAUGCGGUUGGAAGGCCAUUGGUGCACAGAUCUGGUAUUAAACAAGCUACUGGUGAAGCUGUGUACAACGAUGACAUGCCACGUUUAGAAGGAGAACUAUUUGCUGCUUGCGUUCUUAGCAGCAAACCUCAUGCUAAAAUUUUAAAUAUAGAUGAAUCUGAGGCACUAGCCAUGGAAGGCGUUCAUGGAAUUGUCUCUGCAAAAGACUUGAAGAAACCUGUUCUAUGGGGAUCCGUUUUCCACGACGAGGAAGUAUUUUAUUCCAAUACAGUUACUGCUGUAGGUCAGAUAGUAGGCUUAGUUGUGGCUGAUACUCAAGCACUCGCACAAAAAGCUGCCAAAAAAGUUAAAAUUACUUAUGAGGAACUACAACCUGUGAUAAUAAGUAUUGAAGAUGCAAUUAGGCAUCAAUCAUUCUUUGAAACGGUCACCUUACUGGAGAAGGGAGACAUUGAUAAUGUUUUUAGGCGAGCGCCACAUACUCUUGAAGGAGAAUGUAGGAUGGGAGGCCAGGAACACUUUUACUUUGAGACGCAAAGUUGCAUUGCUAUUCCUAAACCUGAAGACGACGAAUUGGAGAUUUUUUCAUCAACUCAGAAUCCUACGGAAGUAGCAAGACUAGUCAGUGAAGUUUUGGACAUUCCCCAGCACAAAAUAGUAAGCAGAGUAAAGCGGUUAGGAGGUGGAUUUGGAGGAAAAGAAUCUAAAGCCGCUAUGUUGGCGCUACCGAUAGCAGUUGCAGCUAAAAAGUUUAACAGACCGAUAAGGUGCAUGUUGGAUAGAGAUGAAGACAUUGUGAUGACUGGUGCAAGACACCCGUUCUAUUAUAAAUAUAAAGUAGCCUUUGACGAAAGUGGUAAAAUGUUAGGUCUCAAUGCAGAACUUUAUGCAAAUUCUGGGUAUUCAAAUGAUCUUUCAUUCUCGGUAAUGGCUAGGGCCGUGACUCAUGCUGAAAACGCUUACCACAUACCAACUUGUAAAGUCAAGGGCACUCUAUGUAAAACAAACCUUCCUUCCAAUACAGCCUUUCGAGGAUUUGGAGCCCCCCAAGGAAUGUACAUGGCUGAGGUUAUUGUUCAGCAGAUUGCUGAUUACUUGCAGAAGGAUCCUAUAGAAAUCAGCCAAAUUAAUUUAUACAACGAAGGUGAUGCAACUAACUUCAACCAAGUCUUGGAAAAUUGUACUCUGGAUAAGUGUUGGAGGGAGUGCAAGGAGUCUUCGAAUUAUUUAAGUAGAAGAGAAGCAGUGAAAGAAUUCAACAGGUUGAACAAAUACAAGAAACGUGGUCUAAACAUCGUCCCAACCAAAUAUGGCAUCGCUUUUGGUGUCACUUUUCUCAACCAAGCUGGCGCUCUCGUACUGAUUUACUCCGAUGGAUCUGUCUUAAUAUCACAUGGUGGUAUCGAGAUGGGCCAAGGACUCUACACGAAAAUGAUCCAAGUUGCCAGUAAAGCUCUAGGAAUCCCGGUUGAAAAGAUUCAUACAAUGGAAUCAAGUACUGACAAGGUUCCUAAUACCUCACCCACUGCUGCAAGUACUGGAUCUGAUUUAAAUGGAAUGGCAGUACUGAAUGCAUGCGAAAUCUUAAACGAACGCUUAAAGCCAUACAAAGAAGCCAAUCCCAACGGAACUUGGGAACAGUGGGUGAAUACAGCCUAUUUUGACAGAGUUAGCUUAGCAGUUUCGGGAUUUUAUAAAACACCAGAUCUUGGAUACGACUGGAAAACUGGCCAAGGCAGAAUGUACAACUACUUCACAUAUGGAGUUGCUUGUAGCGAAGUUGAAAUUGAUACACUCACUGGAGACCAUCAAGUGAUACGAACUGAUAUCGUCAUGGAUUUGGGAGAAAGUCUAAAUCCUGCUAUAGAUGUAGGACAAGUAGAAGGAGCAUUUAUGCAAGGCUACGGUUUAUUUGUUCUGGAAGAGAUGAUGUACUCUCCAAGAGGAGAAACGUUAACUCGAGGUCCCGGAACUUACAAGAUACCUGGAUUCGCGGAUAUUCCUGGAGAAUUUAACGUUUCCUUAUUGAAGGGGGUAUCAAACCCACGUGCAGUAUAUUCAUCGAAGGCUGUUGGUGAGCCGCCAUUAUUUUUAGCAAGCUCUGUAAUGUUUGCCAUUAAGGAUGCUAUUAAAGCAGCUAGGGAAGAAAAUAAUGUUGAACCAGGACACUUCCGGAUUGACGCACCUUACACGGCAGCUAAGAUACGAAUGGCGUGUAUGGAUAAUAUUACAGCUAAGAUUCAAGAACCAGAACCCGGAUCGUUCAAACCCUGGAAUAUUGUGGUGUAGUCCUCACAAUAUGUUACUCUCGUUACUUAUUAUACAAGUUUGUAAAUAAAAUAAUAUUAAAUUGUACAUAGAAUAUAAUACUUUAUAUAUUUAAUAUAAAUAUAAUAAUAAUAUAAUA